Messenger RNA from Scleropages formosus (Asian bonytongue), 3583 nucleotides. Its product is annotated as SH3-domain kinase binding protein 1. Gene Ontology annotation, biological process: actin filament organization; cell migration. The record is from RefSeq and is a predicted model, not a curated record. The transcript is spliced from 18 exons. Gene Ontology annotation, molecular function: protein binding. The coding region runs from base 1068 to 2996 and encodes 642 amino acids. Lineage: Eukaryota; Metazoa; Chordata; Actinopteri; Osteoglossiformes; Osteoglossidae.
AAAAACUUACCUCCUUCUCAGCUCGCUUACAGUGCUUCCGGCUAAAGGAUGGGUGACAAUAAUGUGGAGCGGAAUACGGAGAGUCGUUUGCGGCGAGUCGCCGAGGAGAUGGGAAUGCUACUCAUCGUAGGCAAAAACAUAGUAAAGCGGCUCAAAACACAGCUGUCGUAUUCCGGGUUUCACUUUAAAUAAACGUUCAGUGGCUCGUCUCGUCCGGUAGGUUUGCGGGAUUCGGAUGAGCAGAAAUGAGCUUUGUCGAUCUGUAGGUGCCGCUCGGCUUUCAGAUUCACGCACCUCUCCGCGUUGAGCGCUGCGUCGGAGCGAAAGCGCAUCUCGUGGCCGUUGGCCGGCACCGGCGCGUUCGGCGCAGGACAGGAGCGCGUUCCUCAACGACCGUGUUACAGGCCACCGGCGGCGCGUGAGCGGCUCGCGGCCGUUCUCACGCGUCUCGUUCAGAUAGCGCUCCGCCGCUGCACUCUGCCCACUUCCUGCAGACCCACCGUGUGAGCUAACCGCCAUCGCGCCGGCCCUCUGCGGACCGGCCACCCCCGCGCUCGGCUCCGCGGCGUCGCGGUAACGGAGCUGCCGCAGGGCUCUUCUGACGGCAGUGUGACCGCCCGCCGCCUGCAGCCGCGUCCCCCGAGCGCAGUGCCGAUGGCCGCUUUCAUCGCAGACGUGCAGUGAGUUCCGCACGUUCACCGUGAUCUCGGUCCAAGGCGAUUCGAGGUGAACGGGGAAGUGUCGUGACGGUCCAGCUGCAGGACUUGCGCUCCCGCCAGCGUGCGUCGUCCCGCAGAGGACAGGAUCCGACCGCGGUGCGGCCACGCCGUAGCGCCACGGUGCGUUUUGUUAACCUUCAUCUGACGAUUUGAAGAAACGACUCGGUCAUUGAAAUGGGAAACCGCUUCUCCUGAUCUUUGGAGUCUCCUUCGGCACUUGAUGAAGUUACUGUUUCGUUGAGCCCAGAGGCUCGUUGUUGAGGAGAACUGUGCUUGACUCCCUCCCUGUGGGCCCUGUGUUUCUAGCGGUGACUUGGCGGUCACCCAUGGGCACUGGACACUGGUGACAUGUGGACAUUGCACAUAGCGGGCACUGGACGCACAGUGGAGGCCAUCGUGGAGUUUGACUACAAGGCCCAGCACGAUGACGAGUUGACCAUCACUGUCGGUGACAUCAUCAGCAACAUCCGCAAAGAUGAGGGUGGCUGGUGGGAGGGCGAGCUGGCUGGCCGCAGGGGUCUCUUCCCGGACAACUUUGUCAGGGAGAUCAAAAAAGAGGCCAAGAAGGAGUGCAGUCAGUUGAGCAGUGGCCAGAGGAAAGCUGAGCUCUCCAACGGGAAUACCAGCACCAGCCCUGGGUUUGAGCCCAGCCUCCGGAGUGCAAAGAAAGGUGAUGUCAUCCGGAGGAGGAGAUGUAAGGUGGCCUUUAGCUACACCCCCCAGAAUGAUGACGAACUGGAGCUGAAGCUUGGCGAUGUUAUUGAGAUCCUGGGUGAGGUGGAGGAGGGCUGGUGGGAGGGUACCCUCAACGGGAAGACGGGCAUGUUUCCCUCCAACUUCACCAAGCUGCUUCCUGACCCAAACGACCCCCCCACACCUCAGGAUGAGGGCUGCAGCGCGAGGACCAGCCUGAAGGACAGCACAGGUUCGGAAAGCGACGGCGGUGACUCGAGCAGCCUGAAGUCUGACACAGGCAGUGUGGCUUCGAGUAGCGAGGUGCAGCCCAAGAAAGUGCGCGGGUUUGGGUUUGGGGAUAUUUUUAAGGACCGCCCCAUUAAGCUCCGCCCACGCUCCAUGGAAAUGGACAGCGAGGUUGAGAAAGCAGUGAAGAAAGCCCCUCCAGUCCCCACUGCCCAGGAGAUCAUGAAUACGGAGCCAGACAGCAAGAGCAAAGUGAAGGAGCUCUGCAAAGUCCUCUUUCCAUAUGAAGCACAGAAUGAGGAUGAGCUGUCCAUCAAGGAGGGGGAGAUUGUGACCAUUAUUAGUAAGGAGUGUGUGGAUACCGGAUGGUGGCUGGGAGAACUGAAGGGCAGACAGGGCGUCUUUCCUGACAACUUUGUCAAACUGUUUGUCCCAGAAGUGGAAAAGGAGAGGCCUAAGAAACCCCCACCCCCGACUGCACCAGUAGCAAAACCGAACACAGACCGACAGCUGGGCACUAAACCAGACGCUAAACUGGACUCGAUUAAUCAAGUUCCAUCCAAGUGUCCCAAGUCGCUGCCCCACAGAGGAGAGGAGAAAGAGGAGCUGAAGAUCACAGACAUACCAAAACCAGCCCUCCCUGGCACCCUUCCAAAGAAGCCUCUGCCGCUGAAGAACGCCAACUCUUUGGGGCAUCCCCCGUCUUUUCCCCCCAAGCGCCCGGAGCGACCUGCUGCCCCCAACAUUCAGGGUGACCGUUCGAAAGUGGAGGGAGAGGCUUCGACGCCAGAUCGGGGGUCCUCAGAUAAAUCCAGUGACAUUGAUGUUGAAGACCUCGACUCGAUCGUGUCGUCCACGGAGCGGCUGAACCAUCCAACUACAUCUCGACCCCGUAUGACUGACCGACGGCCGCGGUCACAAAUUUUUACCUCUUCCUCUCUCUCCAGCUUAGAAGCACAGGAUUCUCAGUCUGUUGAUGAAGAUAGAGGAGAGAGGGAGGAGGGGCAGGAGUCACCAACCUCGAAAGGUCUCAACAGUUCCAAGAAAGUGCCCAAAGUGGUCUCAGCCUUACCAGCCACUGAAAAAUCUGCUGUGCCUCCCAAGCCAACUAGCGCUCCUCCAUCCUCAAGCACCGGCAGCCAACUUGCAUCGCCCCCCCUACCCCUCGUCUCUGAGCACCUUGGACUGGAGGAGCUCAGGGCUCAGCUCUGCGACUUGAGAGCUGCUGUAGAGCUGAUGAAGGCUCAGCACAGGAGAGAGAUGAAGCAGCUGAGGAAUGAAAUGGAUGAGGAAAGAAAAAUUCGCCUCUCACUACAGGUGGAGGUGGAGCAUAUAAAGAAAGCGCUUUCCAAGUGAGUACCAGGUGCUGGAUGCAGCUUGUAACCGUGGACCAGACACUUGAAGACACUCCACAGCGGAAACUUUUGUGCCAAAAAUAUUCUGAUAAAAUAACGUGCACCAUAGAAAUGAAGAAUUUGCAAACUUUCUUCUUAUUUGAGUCACUUCUUGUUUUGUCUCUGUUUUCGAACUGCUUCUGGAAGUCACCUGGGGACAGGUGUUGAGUGUUGUCAUGGUGACGAGUCUGUCAGCUGUCCAGUGAGAUACCGGUGCAGCUGCCUUGAUGUCACGCUGGUACUGGUUUUAACUAUAUACUCCUCAGAAAAAAACGGAGAGGAACAUGUGAGAUGUUUUUCCACUAAAACAGUUAAGUGUCUUGCUUUUCACUUUUCUCUUUGUUUUUCUGAGCUGCAUUUUUAUUGUUUUCAAGAGGGCAACUUGUGUGUGUGUAUGUGUCUGAAAGACUGCACACAUUCUGCCACCUGGCCUAAAAACUCCAUGGUGACCAUUCACAGAUUUUAAAAAUCCCACACAAAUCUUCCUUUGCUUGCUUUUUUGUCUUUAUGGCGAUAACGAGAAAAAUAAAUGUCACUUUCUGACUUGGU